AUUCACCCUGGACUGGCAGCAAAGGCAUCGGGUCUGGGUGUGUGCUUAGGGCAGAGCUACCAAAUGUGCCCCGGCUGUUGUGAGCUCUGUGGUGGAUGGCUUAGCUACAACUGUGCGUUCCCGGGGAGAGUUCCUGUGAGGAAGAAGAGGAAAACACAGAAACCAGGGCCACUCUACCCAGCCUGAGCUCGCAGGAAUCCCGGAUCCAGGGCCAGAAACCUCUGAACCAGGAACAGAAACAUGGACCACAGUGCAGAGGGAGCGGCAGCCAGCACCGAAGUGCCCCAGGAACUGCUGGAGGAAAUGCUUUGGUAUUUUCGUGCAGAAGAUGCGGCUCCUUGGAAUUAUUCCAUGCUGGUUCUGGCAGUCCUGGUGGUGGUGAUAAGCAUGUACCUCCUGAGAAGGAGCAUCCUGGCCAACAGAAAUCGGAAGAAGCAGUCACAAGACAAAGAAACUCCAGACGACCUGCAUCUAGAUGAUUCCGGGAUGACGGAGAAGAAUAGCCUGGGUCUCCUAAGAGAGACACUGGUCUCAGAGAAGCCGGACUUGGCCCUGGGGGAAACUGAGUUGGAUGAGAGAGACGCCUCGCUCGUCUUUCUACCAGACCCACAAGAAACUGAGAGCUAGGGAGCAUUGAG
Arvicanthis niloticus (Nile rat) is the source of this 638-nucleotide messenger RNA. The record is from RefSeq and is a predicted model, not a curated record. NCBI's taxonomy places the organism in Eukaryota, Metazoa, Chordata, Mammalia, Rodentia, Muridae.